AUGGCCAACAGAGAACUUGCAUUUUCUGUAACUUUCAUUAUUAUUUGUUCAGAGACAAAUUUGAAAAUCAUGCCAACUAAUCAAAACCAUUUAUGUCUUACAGUAGUAGCACUUGUUCUGUUGCCAUGUUUGCUCACAGUUUGCUCAGCCGCCGCCAUGACCACAAACAACAUCACCAUUGAUGAGCUUGCUCUGUUUGCCCUGAAAUCCCGAAUCACCGAACCAUCUUUUCAGCAAACACUGGGUAAAAACUGGACAAUUGGUUCCUCAGUUUGCAGCUGGAUUGGAGUCACUUGUGGGUCUCGACAUCGGAGAGUGACCGCCUUAAACAUUUCCAACAUGAACCUUACCGGCACCAUUCCUUCCCACCUGGGGAAUUUAUCAUUCCUGGUUUCCCUGGACAUGAGUAUGAACUAUUUUGAAGGCGAAUUUCCCGAUGAGUUUUCCCGGUUUCGCCGCCUGAAAUGGCUAGACUUGAGCAUCAACAAUCUCAACGGACAGUUCCCACCUUGGAUUGGCUCAUCAUCAUUUCAUGAGCUUGAAUACUUAAGCCUCAAAACCAACUAUUUCACUGGUGUUAUUCCACCCUCCAUCUCCAACAUGUCCAAGUUGACGGCGUUUAUCGCUUCUUUCAAUUAUCUGCAGGGAAACCUGCCGCCAGAGAUAUUCAACAUAUCCACUCUGGAAAUAAUUACUCUGGGUGAAAAUCAUCAAUACUUUUCAGCCGGUUGGCUUCCGGAUGAUCUGUGUCAACAGCUUCCGAACCUCUGGUGGCUUGAUUUAGAACGGACCAAGUUAAAGGGUCAAAUCCCAUCAAGCAUAGGCCAAUGUACACAACUUCAGACGCUGUUAUUCGGUUACAACUCACUCAAUGGAGUCAUACCAAGGCAACUUGGAAACUUGACAGCACUUCAGGCGCUAGCCCUCCAGAAUAACCUAUUGGAAGGUUCGAUUCCAAAAGAAAUUGGCAACUCAUCAAUGCUGCUGUCUCUGGAUUUCAGCUUCAACAAGCUGAAAGGAGUUAUACCUGAAGAGAUCAACAAACUACCCAAUAUUGAGGAAAUCCUCUUUGGUUUCAACAAGUUAACUGGUUCAAUUCCAGUAGGUAUCUUCAACUUGUCAACCAUAGCACUGAUGGCUCUCUCAAACAAUCAACUUUCUGGCAAUCUUCCUCCAACAAUGUGCUACACCCUUCCAUAUUUGCAGAAUCUUUAUCUUGCCUCGAAUCGCUUUAGUGGACCUAUUCCAAAUUCGAUUUCAAACUGUACAAAUCUUCAGGUGCUUGAACUUUCAGCCAACAAUUUCACGGGUUCUAUUCCCAACUCCCUGGGAGACCUUAGCUUUCUUCAGGACUUGAACCUUUGGCAAAACAAUUUAAUCAGUGAUCCUUCUUCCCCUGUUUUGAACUUCAUCACCUCAUUGGCUAAUUGCCAGUAUUUGGUAGCUCUUCAUGUGGAUGACAAUCCACUCAACGGUGUUUUGCCUGAAUCGGUUGGAAACCUUUCUUCCUCACUCGAAACUUUUGAUGCAAAGAACUGUAAAAUCAGAGGCCGCAUUCCAAGUGGGAUUGGAAAUUUAAGCCAUUUAGAUGCAUUAAGCCUUUAUGGUAAUCCGCUUGUUGGGUCAUUGCCUGAUUCAAUGAAAAACAUGCAGAGUUUACAGAUUUUGUAUCUCAGUGGGAACAAAAUUCACAUUUCUCUGCAACUCUUUUGUGAUUUACCAAACCUGGGGAAUUUACAACUGGAUGAGAAUAUUAUAAUUGGGGGUGCGAUUCCAAAUUGUUUUGAAAAUAUUACUUCCCUGAGAUAUCUUAACCUCAGUUCCAGUGAACUAAACUCUGAACUACCUGUCAGUUUUUGGAACCUCAAGAAUCUAUUGGAGCUUGAUAUUUCUUCCAAUUCUUUGAGUGGUUCUCUUCCUUCUGACAUCAGUAAUUUCAAACAGGCAACUUAUAUGGAUUUCUCCAGGAAUCACUUUUCAGGUGACAUUCCUAGCGUGAUUGGAGAUUUAGUAAACCUGGAAGCGUUUUCUUUGAGGAACAACAAAUUUCAAGGACAAAUCCCUGAGACAAUGGGUAACAUGCUAAGCUUACAACAACUGAUCCUAUCCCAUAAUUUCUUCUCCGGUUCCCUUCCAAUGUCAUUAGAAAAACUUCAAAAUCUUGCUUCUUUCGAUGUGUCCUUUAACAAUCUGAGCGGCGAAAUUCCUUCGCAAGGCCCUUUUGCUAACUUUACGGCUGAGCCCUUCUUUUCUAAUCGAGCUCUAUGUGGAGCUCAAAGAUUUCAUGUCCCGCCAUGCCCAAAAUCUUCAGCCCAGCGUAAGACUGCUAGUCGCGGAAAUGUGCUUAAAACUCUAAUCAUUUUGGUUGCGGUGAUAUCAGCGAUAGGAAAGAGUCCUAGCGAAGAACUUUUUGGCGAAAAUAUGAGUUUAAGGAGUUGGGUUCAAGAGUCUGUGCUUAAUAAUGGGAUGGCUAAUGUUAUAGAUGCUGAUUUGAUGUUAACAAUCAAUCAACACUUGCCUGAAAUACUUGCUGAAAUUUCAUCGAUUAUGGAUGUAGCUCUGGCUUGCACAAAUGUAUCUCCAAGAGAGAGAAGUAAUAUAAAAGAGGUUCUGGCAAGCUUGAAUAAGAUCAGACUUCAACUAUUGCCAUAUACAGAUGGCUCUCAAGGGAUGGAAGAUAUCUCAAGCAAUUGA
Molecule: messenger RNA, 2694 nt
Organism: Oldenlandia corymbosa var. corymbosa
Lineage: Eukaryota; Viridiplantae; Streptophyta; Magnoliopsida; Gentianales; Rubiaceae
Source: the annotation of a GenBank genome assembly